AUGGCUGGACCUGUUGAAGUUCUCUCUAUGCAACCACACGCUCUUGAUACUCCUCCCCGAACACCUUACAAAGGUUUUGAUAGCCUCAAUUCCGGCAAGGAGAGCCCUAGAAAGGUGAUUGGAAAGUUUCCAACCGAUUCGAGUCUUGGAGAUGUGUUCUAUGAUCCUUCUCCCACUUCUAUUUCUUCACCUCGACCUCGUGAUGAUUCCAAUCAAGAGAUCAUGCCUGAAGAUCCUUUUGAUAGUCAACACAACCGCAUCCUGUUUGAUGCAAUUGAUGCCCUACAAUCCUUUGGUGCCGGUGACUUGAGCAUUCCUCAGCUCAUUAUAGUGGGAGGACAAUCUUCUGGAAAGUCGUCUCUCCUCCAGAGCUUGACUGGAAUCCCUUUCCCAGUCGACAGCGGCUGCUGCACUCGUUUCCCCACACGCAUUGUCUCUCGCCGCACAGAACCAGACAGUGACGAUUCAUUCCGCAUCACUAUUGAUCCCGCUGAAGUUGAUGUUCCUGGUUUGGACCCUGCAUCUGACAACAUCAAGAACUAUGAGUGCAGCGGCAAGAUCCUCACUAAAGAGAAGUUUGCCAGGGUCAUUGAUGAAAUAUCCUCUGAGUUCAUGGGCCUUCGAACUGGUCUAGGAGAAGACAGAAAGAACUUCGUAGCGGAAGUCCUUAAGAUCGAACUGUCAGGCCCCCACCGCUCCUAUUUCAGUAUUCUCGACCUUCCAGGCACAUUUCAGAAUGCCUCUGCUGUUAACGAGACAGAUCAAGCCAAGGUCGAGGCUAUGGUCAAGGAGUACAUGAACAAUGAAGACAACAUCGUCAUAUGCGUUAUCGAUGCACCUACCGACUUUGACCGACAGGAGAUUUUGAGGCUGGCCAAGAAGCCCAUCAAGCAAAACCGCUUCGUCGGUGUUUUCACAAAGUGCGAUAUGAUUGUAUCCAUCGCAACUGGUAAUUCUACCCAUAGCCUUGGACGUCUAACUGGCGGCUGGUUCUUGGUUCGCAACCGAGCAGACAAAGAUCCAGAUUCUUUCGACCUCAGUGCCGCAGAGAAGAAGCUGUUCAGCAAGAGCCCCUGGAACUCUGUUUCUCAAAGCCGUCUAGGCUCAACUGCAGCCAAGUCAUAUCUUGGUACUCUUUUAAGCUCCAAGAUACGCGAUUGCUUUCCAACACUCCGCAGUACAAUUCAGCAUAACCUUGAAGAGAGGCUACACGAGAAGGCUAUGCUUGGAGAGCCUCGUACUAGCCAUGCCGCGAGACAGCAAUUUGUUGUUGCUACUGUUCGAAGAUAUGAAGAGAUGGCGCAGACCGCCCUUGACCGUCCAGGAUUCCUCGACCACAGCAUGGAGCUUCGCAGAGAAGUCAGUCACUUGAAUGCUGAGUUUGACAAGUUCAUGCGAGCACGAGGCGGUACCUGGGAAUUUGAGGACACUGACGUUGAUCCUCGCGUCCUGCUAGAGGAACGUCUGGCUCUUGAGGCACAGGCGAGGGCCGAGGAACAGCAGUUGCCCUUUCGUGAUCGCAAUGUCAACAGGACGAAGAUCGAAGCCUCACUUGAUAAGGCUUUCCCAGGCCUGUCACACAUUGAAGACACAAGACAUCUUAUGGGUGCCAUUCAAGACAAGCUAGCACUCUAUCAGGGGUCUCUUCUGGACGGAAUCGUCAACCCCGACAUCUACCCAGAUAUGUACCGAGAGCAAGUCAAGAAAUGGGGACACAUCGCGAGCAUCCACCUUGCGCGAGUCGCACAAGCCGUAAGUCGAUGUACUGCCUCCAUUCUCAACGAUGUUUGCCCUGCGGAAAGUGACACGUCUACUCUCUCGAGGGAGUUGACCGCGCUCUUGGAAGCUUCGUGGAAAGAAUCCAUGCAGAGAACUGAAGACCUAUGCAAGUCUCAGUGCGAGAUGGAGACAAAGUGUGUGCGACUGCAAUCUACUGGUCCUCGCUUUGGGGACGAGAUUCAUGGCUGGAGAAUCCUACGAUUCUUUGAGGGAUUCACCAGUGCUUGUGAGGGUGCCCGCGGCCCGGGAGAUCUUGAUCUUCCGAAGUGUUUUGAGUCCGUCCAUCCAAGUCUGGGCAAGAACAUGGUUCUUGAUGUCCACGAUGUUCUCAAGGUUUAUUACAAGCUCUCUCUCGACGCUUUUAUUCGUACCAUCAACAACACCGUUAUUGAGUCGUUUAUCUCUGGUCCAGACGGGCCUGUUCUUGGCCUCAACACCAACCGAAUUCUUAGUCUCUCGGAAGAUGAGAUGAAGAUCGUUGGUGGGGAGAAUGAGAACACUGCCAGGAGACGUAAAGAGCUGGAGCAUGAUAUUGAGAAGCUCCAAGGUGCUCUUACCAUCGUCGAUAGGGCGACUCGACAGACAUCUGCCUUGGAGAGAACUUGA
Molecule: messenger RNA, 2385 nt
Organism: Fusarium subglutinans
Lineage: Eukaryota; Fungi; Ascomycota; Sordariomycetes; Hypocreales; Nectriaceae
Product: dynamin-related 1D
Exons: 6
Coding region: 1-2385 (794 amino acids)
Cellular component (GO): membrane; microtubule; cytoplasm
Molecular function (GO): GTPase activity; GTP binding; microtubule binding
Source: RefSeq, a predicted model, not a curated record